Molecule: messenger RNA, 2313 nt
Organism: Botrytis byssoidea
Lineage: Eukaryota; Fungi; Ascomycota; Leotiomycetes; Helotiales; Sclerotiniaceae
Exons: 6
Coding region: 1-2313 (770 amino acids)
Biological process (GO): ceramide catabolic process; long-chain fatty acid biosynthetic process; sphingosine biosynthetic process
Cellular component (GO): extracellular region
Molecular function (GO): N-acylsphingosine amidohydrolase activity
Source: RefSeq, a predicted model, not a curated record
AUGUCGAGGUUUGAAUAUUCACAGGUCCCGGCCGACGAAAAGUCGGAGAAUAAGCGACCAGAAACUCCUCGCAAAAGGUCACUAGCAAGUGCAAUAUUCUUGACAUUAGCUGGAUUCGUUUUGUUUACUGCGUUUACUGCAUUGGUUGUGGGACUUGCAAAGAUUGAAGACGUUCAGCCAACCAACGAGUCUUCCAAUGACAAUUCUGGAUGGGCAAACAAUCAUGAACACGAAACUCGAGCAACCGGUGACCCAUAUCUCAUUGGAGUCGGCAAGGCUGAUAUCACUGGUCCUGUUGUUGAAAUAAACUUUAUGGGCUAUGCUAGUCUCCCACAAGUCGGAACAGGGCUGCGUCAACGCAUUUACUCCCGAGCCUUUAUAGUCGGUGAUGUAAAGACCCCUGCCAACAGAUUUGUCUACCUAGUUCUUGACACAGCAUCUGGGGAUACUGCAAUCAGAUAUGGAAUACUUCAAGGAUUAGCUGCCUUGGGACCAGCAUAUGCAAUCUAUGGGCAAAACAAUGUUGCCGUUACCGGAACACAUCAACAUUCUGGUCCUGGAGCGUACUACAAUUAUCUUUUACCACAAAUUACUUCAUUGGGUUUCGAUAAGCAAAGCUACCAAGCAAUUGUUGAUGGCGCAGUUCUCUCAGUUAAAAGAGCCCAUGAUUCGCUCACUACUGGGUAUCUAACCGCUGGAGAUACAAACAUCACAGAUGCAAAUAUCAACCGUAGUCUUUACGCAUAUCUUGCCAACCCUGCAGCGGAAAGGGCAUUAUAUACGGAUAAUGUUGACAAGACAUUAUCUAUGCUUCGAUUCCAGCGGGCUUCAGAUGGAUUGAAUAUUGGUGUUUUGACAUGGUUCAGUGUUCACGGUACUUCCAUGUUAGAAAACAACACACAUGUUACUGGUGACAAUAAAGGAGUGGCAGCUUAUCUAUUCGAGAAAGCGGCCUUGAAAGACCCUAAAGCCGCCCCAGGUUUCGUCGCUGGUUUCUCACAAUCAAGUGUUGGAGACACCUCACCAAAUGUUCUUGGCGCCUGGUGUGACGAUGGAUCUGGUCAACAAUGUACCCUAGAGAACAGUACUUGUGCCGGUAUCUCCGAAACAUGUCAUGGUAGAGGCCCUGCUUUCCAAGCAUUGGAUUUGGGAACUCAGAGUUGUUAUAUCAUUGGACAGAGACAAUAUAAUGGAGCUCAAGCUCUUUAUAACACAUUGGAUUCGGUCGGUACCCCUAUCGUCGGAGGAAGUGUCAAAUCAUUCCAUUUCUUCCAAGAUAUGCAAUACUAUGACUUCCCUCUCGCAAAUGGAUCGAUUGUCCAAACAUGUCCUGCAGCCUUAGGAUAUUCAUUUGCAGCUGGUACAACCGAUGGACCAGGAGCCUUUGACUUUGUACAAAAUGAUCCAGGUGCGCCCUCAAAUCCUCUUUGGAGUCUGGUAUCUGGUCUUCUCCGAGUGCCAACUGCUCAACAGGUCGCUUGCCAAUAUCCCAAGCCUGUUCUUCUAGAUGUGGGAGAGAUGUCAAGUCCUUAUGCUUGGUCUCCCAAUAUCGUCGACGUACAACUCCUUCGCGUCGGACAACUAAUAAUGAUCAUCUCCCCCUCCGAAGCAACCACCAUGUCCGGCCGACGCUGGAAAUCCGCCAUCUCGGCCGCAGCCGUAUCUUCCAAAAUAACUACCGCCACUCCCAAAGUAGUUCUCGGCGGUCCCGCAAACACAUACGCCCACUACCUCGCCACCCCCGAAGAAUAUUCCAUCCAACGCUACGAAGGUGCUUCGACUUUAUUUGGCCAACAUGAACUAGAUGCUUACAUCCAUCUCACCACAUCCGCCAUUGGAUAUCUCUCCGCUACCAAUACCAGUCAGCCUGCCCCGGGACCCAGUCCACCAAAUAAUGCCAACUCGAGUUUAAGUUUUAUAACCGGGGUAGCAUACGAUAGUGGAUCAUUUGGCAGCGUAUCCGUACAGCCAGCAGCAUCCUACAAGAUCGGAUCUGUAGUAAACACGACAUUUGUGGGAGCUAAUCCUCGCAAUAACUUGAGAUUGGAAGGCACGUUUACGGCGGUUGAACAAUUGGGCUCGAAUGGGAAUUGGACAACGGUGAGAGAUGAUAAGGAUUGGUAUUUGGUGUAUACGUGGACGAGGGUUAAUGGCUUGACGGGUACUAGUAGUGUGGUUGUGAGUUGGGAGACGGGAACUGGAGAUGGAACAACGGCGGGUACCUAUAGGGUUAGGUAUAAUGGGGAUUCAAAGAAUAUUUUGGGCACGAUUAGUCCCUUCACGGCGGUUAGUAAUAGUUUUACCUUGAGUUGA